This is a messenger RNA of Entamoeba invadens IP1, 3612 nucleotides long. RefSeq names its product collagen alpha chain, putative. NCBI's taxonomy places the organism in Eukaryota, Evosea, Mastigamoebida, Endamoebidae. The transcript has a single exon. The record is from RefSeq and is a predicted model, not a curated record. The coding region runs from base 1 to 3612 and encodes 1203 amino acids.
AUGCUGAAUUUAAUUCUGUUGAUACAAGUGUUGUAUCUCUCUGUGUUAUCUAACACAGUUAACUACGAAGUGACUGAUCUAUCGAAUAGUGACUAUUACAUGGAAGAUGAGACUGAGGGUACUCUUGAUUUUGACACAGACGAUUUCGACAAUAAGUUUGAGUUUUCUCUUGAAGAAGAAGACGAUGUUUAUCAUAAAGCGAUUGUGAAAGGAGCAUUCAGUAUCCAUUCUGGACACCCCACAAAAACCGCUAAACCAGCACCUAAGUCGGUCACUAAAACAACUGCAAAACAUCCAACAACGACAAAGCCCGCAAUUUCCAAACCACAAACCACCACAUCACCCAGGAAAUAUACAACCACCGGUUCACGGGCUAAUUUGAACAUGUACGACUCCAACCUUACACAAGAUCCAAAGAUCCAACAAAAUGUGAAGGAUACUCGAAGAAGAGUAAUAGAAUAUGGUUUAACCCCAGAUGAAGGCUUUAAAAAGAUGACACCAGAAGAGAAGCAAAAUGCAGACAACGCUAAGGCGAAGUUAAACGAGUUGGAAGAGGACUUUGCAAAACAAGUAGUAGUCAAAGCAAAACACAAAAAGCUCCAAGACGUGACCUUGGCACUCGCUUCAAAAUUCUUUGAACAAUAUUACUGCAAAAUCCAGCCAACAGUAAACGCUGCUCUAUCCAAAUUUACAGGUAAACGGCUUGCAAGAGAAAGAACAGAAACAAAAAUACAGUUCUGGCAGAACUCAUUCAAUAAGUGUCAGUGCUGUCGAAAAUGUCUUGAAGUGCAACCACCAGUGUUUCAUUGUGCCAAUGUACCAAAACUUGACAACUUCAAAAAACAGCCAAGUCAACCAAGAGUCGAUCCAAAGCCUCAACUUAAACAAGACCCCAAAGUUGUAAAGAAGGAGACUGAAAAGAAGAUUACCACUGUUAUUAACAAUGAGAAAACCAAAAUAGCGAAACUGAAUGACGAAGAAAUAAGAAAGAGAGAGGCGCAAAUACUUAAAAACAAUGAAAUAAUACGACAGAAGAAUAUUGAAAUGGAAAAGCACAUCAAAGAAGUUGAAAAGCAAAAACUCGAGCAACUUGCAAAAGAAAAAGCAGCCAUUGAAGCAGAGGAGAAAAGAAAGAAGGCGGAAAUAGAGAGAAAUGCACAACUAAAAAAACAAAAAGAGGAAGAUGAAAGAAAACGUGCUGCAAUUCAACAGCAAGAGCUUCAAGAUAAGAAGAGGAUCGAAGAGGAAAAGAAACGUAAACUCAUUGAAAUAGAAAAAGAAAACCAAAAAAUUAUUAAGGAGAAACAAGAGAAGGAAGCUGCUAUCAAAAAGAAACAAGACGAAGAGAAAGCAAAACGUAUUGAAGCUGAAAAACUAGCUGCAGAACAGAAGGCACUAGAGGAGAAAGCAAAGAACGAACAAAACGAGAAGAAGAAGAAAGAGUUGGAAGACAAACAGAAAGAGAUUGAAAGGCAAAAGUUGUUGAAAGCCAAAGAAGAAGAAGAACUUAACAAAAUUGAGUUAGCGAAGAAGCAGAAAGAGUUGGAAGAACAACAAAGACUUUUUAAGGAAAAGGAUAUUGCUCUUAAAAAGAAACAAGAAGAAGAAGCAAAAAAAGCUGAGGAGUUGAAAAAACAACAACAACAAAUUAAGGAGAAACAAGAGAAAGAAUCAGCUUCAAAGAAAAAACAAGAAAAUGAAAAAACGACGGUUGUGAUAUCAAAUCCAGAGGGAAAGCCACUUGUGACAAAAAAACAGAAGGACGAACCAAUUGGUCGAGACUCUUAUCUGAAAGUAAUUAAAAACAAUAAAAAACCAUUUGGUCCAAAGAUUGACAGUGGACAAGUCCCACAACCAAAGGGCGAUACAGGACCCGAACCAGAUAUGGGAGACUCUGAGAAGAAACAAACAACGAACACUGUUCCUAAAAGGAGAGGAGGGUUAAGACGUUCAAGAACAGUUAAUGUUAAUAAGUACGAUCAGUUUUUAAAGCAAAACACCAAAAUACAGAAAAAUGUGAGAGACGCAAGACAACGUGUUAUUGAUCAUGGUCUUGGCAAAAACGAAGGAUUCAAAAAGUUGACAAAAGAAGAGGAAGAAGCAAUUAAAGCAGCCAAACUUAAACUCACACAAUUAGAAAUCGAGUUCUCUGAAAAAAUGAAAGCGGAAGCAAAAAGAAGAAAGACAAGUGGAGUCACUUUGACGAUAGCUAGUAAUCUCUUUAAAAAGUUCUGGUGUAAAGUACUCCCCGUUGCACGAGUCGCAUUAUCUGGAUUCACAGGUGUUAGAUUCACCAGAGAAAUAAACAACGCCAAAGUCUUGUUCUGGGAAAAUUCACUUAACAAAUGUCAGUGUUGCAGAAGGUGUCUUGAAGUGCCACCACCAAAGUGUAACUGUGGUCCUGUAAAACAGCCAGUUACACCCAAAAAGGAUGAACCCAAGAAAGACGAACCUAAAAAAGAAGAUCCCCCCAAAGAAGACCCAAAGAAAGAAGAACCCAAUAAGGGAGGUAUUAAUGGAUUAAAUGGUACAAAUGGUAAAGAUGGUAUAAAUGGAGUGAAUGGUACGAAUGGUAUUAAUGGAAAGGAUGGUGUUAACGGGAAAGAUGGAAUGAACGGAAUGAAUGGUACAAACGGAAAGGACGGUAUAAAUGGGAAGGAUGGUGCAAAUGGGAAAGACGGAUUAAAUGGUAAAGAUGGUGUUAAUGGGAAGGAUGGAAAAGACGGAGUGAAUGGACGUGAUGGUAGAGAUGGACAAACUACGGUUGUCACAAAAGUUGUCCACGAUAACAACCAAGAGAACAGUGAGAUGUUCAAAAUGAUGUUAAUGCAACAACAACAACAAAACCAACAAAUGAAUAACAAUAUGAUGAUGUUGAUGAAUAAAAAUGCUCAAGCAGCACCGGCUCCACAAAUUAUUAUGCAACAACCAACAACAACAGCCCCAUCAACGGCACCUGUAAUAAAUAUGCCCCCUAUCACUAUUUCUAAUAACAACGACAACAAGAAAACUUCCAACAAAAACAAGAAUAAAACUGUUGAACAAAAGACAGAUAAUAUCAUCAACAAACUCGAAAAGGAAGAAAAAGGCGUCAAACCAGGGAUAGAGGAAGACAAAGACAAGGCGGCUAAAAAGUUGGCGAAAAAAAUGGCGAAAAAGUUAAAGAAAAAGUUGAAACGACAAGCUCAGGAACAACAACAACAACAACAACAAAAUUUGAUUAAUCAAAUGAAGUUCCAGAAUCCAACUCCUUUGCCAUUCCCAACACCAGCACCAAUAACUGCUCCAGAAAAGGUUGUCGAAGUUCAGAAAACAAUUGAAAAGUUGCCAGAGUCCUACAUCAAGAAGUUGGAUGACCUUGAGAAAAAGUUGAAAGAAAUGGAAAAUAAACAAGUCACCACUUUAACUGAAUUACAAAAGGAAAAGGAGAAAAAUAACAACCAAAUCAUAAAAGAAGAAGAAGAAAAAGAAACUCAGAAAAAGACAACUAAAACAGUUAAAAAACAUUGCAAAAAGUCACACGUCUUAAGCGUUGAACCUUGCCACCAUUCUAAAAUGGAAAGAAACAAUAAAGAUAUACUGAAGAUCAGAAAGCUCUUGCAUUCAAUUUAA